CUGGGAAGAAUGUCAGCUGACAAGGGCCAUAACAGUCCAAAGGAACGAUGGCAGAGGACGGCCUUCUUUGCCUCGCGGUUGGCUGGAGAUAGGGAUGAGAUCACGGGCGAUGCAAACAAGCAGCCUGCGGAUCCACAGCUGAAGAAUCUGGAGACGCAACACUGGCUUGAACUGGUCGAUGGAAAGCAUCGUUACGGGUCCAACCGUAGGUCUUAG
Messenger RNA from Schizophyllum commune H4-8, 216 nucleotides. RefSeq lists its product as uncharacterized. The transcript has 3 exons. The annotation marks the transcript as partial. Lineage: Eukaryota; Fungi; Basidiomycota; Agaricomycetes; Agaricales; Schizophyllaceae. The record is from RefSeq and is a predicted model, not a curated record.